GUUCUGUUUUUAACAGGUCUUUCUCUCGCUGUUCAACGGUUCUCUCAGUCUCUGCAGGAGUUUCAGCUAGAAUGUAUUGGAGACGCGGAGACUGAUGAUGAAAUCAACAUAGCUCAGUCCCUAAAGGAGUUCUCUCAGCUCUUGAGCACCAUGGAAGAGGAAAGAAAACGACUGAUCCAGAAUGCCGAUGACGUGUUGAUCUCACCGCUCGAGAGGUUUCGCAAGGAGCAGAUUGGAGCCGUUAAGGAAGGAAAGAAGCAGUUUGACAAGGAGACAGAAAGGUACUACUCUGUUCUUGAGAAACACCUCAGCUUGUCCUCCAAAAAGAAGGAAUCACAUCUUAACGAGGCGGAUUCACAGAUGAGUAAGGACAGGCAGGUUUUUUAUGAUGCAUCGCUGCAGUACGUCUUCAAGAUCCAAGAAGUGCAGGAGAGAAAGAAGUUUGAAUUUGUGGAGCCGCUAUUAGCCUUCCUGCAGGGAUUGUUUACAUUCUACCAUGAGGGUUACGAGCUGGCCAGUGAGUUUGAACCCUACAAGCAGCAGCUUCAGUUCAACCUGCAGAAUGCUCGCAACAACUUUGAGAGUACGCGUGUUGAAGUUGAGAGGCUGAUGAAGAGGAUACGGUCGGCCGAGGAAGACUUCAAAGCUCCCAGUUGCUUUACCAUGGAGGGAUAUCUGUAUAUACAGGAGAAACGUCCAUUAGGAAGUGUGUGGACCAGAUACUACUGUACUUAUGAAAAAAGCACCAAGAUGUUCACCAUGAGCAACACGGAGACGCGACCAGCCAGCAGACAGAACGGCGUGCCGAACGGCACACCGGAGAUGUUCAAGCUGCGCUCUUGUGUCAGAAGGAAGACCGAUUCAAUUGACAAACGCUUCUGCUUUGACAUCGAGGUGGUGGAGAGACACAGCGUCAUUACCCUGCAAGCACUCUCUGAGGCAAACAGACGGCUCUGGAUGGAGGCAAUGGAUGGAAAAGAACCUAUUUACACUCUGCCUUCUUUACUCAGUAAAAAGGAGGAGACAUUUCUCAACAAGGCCGGCUUCAACUUUGUUAAUAAGUGCAUUGAGCUGGUUGAAACAAGAGGCAUUACUACGCUGGGACUGUACAGGACCGGGGGAGUCAACUCCAAAGUGCAGCGGUUGAUGACGACUGUGUUUGCAUCCACAGCGCCUACUGACAUGCAGCUGGAUCCAGACACCUGGGACAACAAGACCAUCACCAGCGGACUGAAGAACUAUUUCAGGUGUCUGGCAGAACCAGUGCUGACCUACAGACUGCAUAAAGAAUUCAUCAAAGCUGCCAAGCAUGACGACCAGAAGUACAGAGUGAGAGCAAUCCAUGCUCUCGUACACAAACUACCAGAAAAAAACAGAGCUAUGUUGGACAUCCUCACCAACCACCUGCUCAAAGUGUCCCUUCACAAUGACCAGAACAUGAUGACCGUGUCCAACCUGGGAAUGAUCUUCGGCCCCACGUUGAUGAGGUCGCAGGAGGAGACGGUGGCCGCCAUGAUGAACAUUAAGUUUCAAAAUAUUGUGGUGGAGAUUAUCAUUGAAAACCACCACAAGAUAUUUGGUGAAGCCCCAGACCUGUCCGUGCCAAUACCUCAGCCUCCAUCCUCUCGGUCGGCUCCUCGGAGGAACAAGGCCAUCUGUCUGUCGUCUGGAAAGAGGAGGGCCCGUCUCUAUCCUCCGGCUCUGUGCCUGGCCGACAACGACAGUGACACCUUCAGUAGCAGCCCCAGCACCACUCCCAUGGGCAGCCAGGAGUCUCUGUCCUCACACUCCUCUGAGAAGAACGGCCUGUCUCAGACCUCGCCUCCGUCCUCUCCUACUGCCCAACCCGACUCGUCCUCCUCGGCGCAGGUGUCUCCUCAUGCUGCUCCCUCCUGCUCGCCGCCCCACGACUCCUCAAACGGGAAGGAUCGGACAGGCCCGACAGACGGCGCGGCCUCCCCUCGUUUUACGCCUUCCUCUUCCCGGACUUCCUCAGAGCUCACUCCGGCCCAGCAGACUUCCUCCGUGUCCUCCUCCACGUCCUCUUUAGUCUCCACAGAGAGGAGUCUGUCCGCCAAAGGAAACUUGACCGCCUCCUUGUCAUCCCGUAAAAAGAAGUUGAGACCUCCCCUCCGCAGCCUCCCACGUCCGCAGCCUCCAUCCAGGCCCCUUUCAGUGGAGCGCGUCUCCUCCCUGCGGGAGGGCCAACCUCUUCAGCGAGCACCGCCUGCCUCCUCUCCGAAGAGCGCUCAUGCAGUCGAUCAAAGAAAUGCAUCCAGUGCCUCCUCUACUGUCCCCGAAACCAAAGUGACUACCUCCCCUACUCGGCAGGACAGAAAAACCUGCAUGACUGCCUCCUCCUCCUCAUCCUCCUCCUCCUCUUUGUUCCCCUACCGGCUCUCCACGUCUUCCUCUCUGACCUCCCUACACAUUUCCGAGGAUUACAAAAGCUGCCACGGCUCGGUGCAGAGUCUCAUGUCGCUGGACCCACUGGAGGCGACGCACAAACGCAAACCCGCACACACCCGCUGUGGCUCCGAUGUGAUCGGCAAACACUCUGCAGCCGCCUCAUCCAGCAACGGUUACCAGAGACCUGGGUCAUUAUUAUCAGCCAGAGGACCGCAGCGAGAGAGUUCGGUUUUCUCCUCAGCAUUAGAUGUGUGUUCCUCUGGAAGGGAUGCAAAGGCUCUUUACUCCUGUGAAGCAGAGCACAGCCACGAGCUCAGUUUUCCACAGGGGGCGAUGUUCUCAAAUGUGUACCCGUCUGUGGAACCAGGUUGGCUUCAGGCGACGUACAACGGAAGAACGGGCCUCAUACCGGAAAACUACAUCACAUACAUGUGACGGAGCAGAUGACGACAUCACCACGCCACUGAAUAACACAAUAACACAAAGCUCUAUCUCAGACUUUAGGGAUCUACAGUGAAGCUCUGCGCUGCUAGUCAGAGAGAUAAUAUAUUCAUUGUGUAACUGUGACUGCUAUCACUGAACUAAGGCUGGAUAAUAACGAUGCAUGUGCUGUAUGUUAUUGUGACUACGAUAUGCGAACCAUGUUGUUAACCAGUGUGUAAUACAGUUGAUGUUAAAAUCUUGUCUGACUUUUCCUCCAUUUGUACAUGGCGGUGUAACUUAAUCAAUGUUAUUAUCUCCUUUAUGAAUGCUAUACAUACAUGGCAUUUGUCUGUAAGGUACAUGGAGGAAGCAUAUUGCUUAUCAAUCCUGAUAGUGAUAGUGAUAUGUGUUUACUUGGGUAAUAAUCUUAUAGGCUAUGAGACCAGAGAGAGUGUUCACACCACUGUGCCUUAAACAGCAUGAACUGAAAGUCUGAAUCCUGCCUUAACGCCUUCCCUCUACUGUCUGCCAUUCUUCAUGCUGCCUAAAUAAAAGACAAAUACUGUACUUAAUAAAGGGUAGUUGUAGAUUCAGUGUAUGGUUAGCAUUGUUUUUGUGGCUCAUAUUUCUUACUUGAUCACAGUUUCCUCGAAUACAUCCUAGUUUUACCAAUUGCCACUGUGUAAAACAGAUGUAUUUAUAUCAAGGAAAGCUCUCCAUGUUAGUUCUGAAAAGGCACAUGUCUAUUUUUGCUGCAAAUGACAUAUCACUAAAUGUUUUGACAUGUGUGUGAAUGUUAUAUGUCCAAAUGAGAAUGAUGGACUGUAAGUGAGGGAUGUCCCCUAAACGUCUCUGUACUGUGUGUGCAUUAUAACCAUGAAAGCACAAGCCUGCAAUUCACAAAAAAUACAUUUUAAUUGUAUCUACA
Molecule: messenger RNA, 3760 nt
Organism: Gasterosteus aculeatus aculeatus (three-spined stickleback)
Lineage: Eukaryota; Metazoa; Chordata; Actinopteri; Perciformes; Gasterosteidae
Source: RefSeq, a predicted model, not a curated record